This is a messenger RNA of Nerophis ophidion (straightnose pipefish), 3466 nucleotides long. RefSeq names its product NIPA magnesium transporter 1 (gene nipa1). NCBI's taxonomy places the organism in Eukaryota, Metazoa, Chordata, Actinopteri, Syngnathiformes, Syngnathidae. Gene Ontology annotation, cellular component: membrane. Gene Ontology annotation, molecular function: magnesium ion transmembrane transporter activity. Gene Ontology annotation, biological process: magnesium ion transport. The coding region runs from base 112 to 1056 and encodes 314 amino acids. The record is from RefSeq and is a predicted model, not a curated record. The transcript has 5 exons.
AACUGCGCAUGCGCGUGAUAGGACUUCCUGGUCGAGCUCCAAGCAUCCCGGCGGAGUUAACCAGAGACGCGAAAACAUUUUGUAUUUUAGGCAAACCAUCCGUCAGUAGAAAUGUUUUUGGACUUGGACGCCAGUGGGUUCGCCAAGCCGACGGUUGGAGUCGGGAUAGCAGUUGUUUCUAGUUUAAUAAACGGCUCGACGUUUGUGCUGCAGAGAAAAGGAAUACUACUCGCGCGAGAAAGAGGUGUUUCGUACCUCAAAAAUGUGGUUUGGUGGAGUGGCACUCUGUCCAUGCUUGUAGGUCAAAUUGGGAAUUUCCUGGCCUACAACGCGGCCCCCGCUGUGAUGGUCACGCCACUGGGAGCCCUGGGGGUUCUGUUUGGGGCCGUGCUGUCGUCGUGGAUCCUGGGGGAGCACAUGAACGCCCUGGGGAAGCUCGGCAGCGUGUUGUGUUGCGGCGGCUCCGUGGUGCUCGUCCUGCACGCGCCCGCCUCAGAGAGCGGCGUGACGUCACGGCAGGAGCUGGAGGAGAGGCUGGCCGACCCAGUCUUGCUGAGCUUCCUGCUGGCGGUGGUGCUGAUGCUGGCGGUGCUGAUGGGAUGGAUGGUUCCUCGGUACGGCCACUCCAACAUGGCGGUCUACGUGUCCAUAUGCUCCCUGCUAGGCGUCUUCACCGUGCCCAGCAGCAAAGGACUCGGCCUGGCGGCACGCCACGUCUUUGGCGAGGAACCGCGUGACAGCCACGCCCUUGCCCUUUUCCUGGGGCUCUUGGGAGUGCUGGGCACCGGCGUCCUGCUCCAGUUUUACUACAUCAACAAGGCGCUGGAGUCUUUCCGCUGCGACGCCUUCGAGGCCGUUUACUUUGCGGCCUUCACUUGUGCCGUCCCGCUGGCGUCGGCGCUGGUCUUCAGGGAGUGGGCGGCGCCGACGGCAGUCGACGGCCUCGCCGUACUUUGUGGCGUCACCACGGUGUGCGUCGGCGUCGCUCUGCUCAGAAUGUCUCAGGAGGCUUCGAUUUCCUGGGAGGACACGAGGACUCGCCAGAAGACGGACUGAUUGUGGGUCUUACGCCUUACUCUGCUUCUUUUUACUGCUAAGGACACAUAUUACUUUUAAACAUAAUUAAAAAGUCACUUAGGUUCAACCCAGGGGUCUGAAACCCAAAAUGGUGAAAGAGCCAUACUAUACAAAAAAGAGCAAAAAUACAAGGAAACUAAUCUGUCUGGAGCCGCAAAAAAUGUAUCUCCUUAUUAAAGUGUUAUAAUGAAGACAACACAUGUUAUAAGUGCCUAUAUUAGCCUACUAUCAAAAUGACUUUCAAAAGUCUUAUAUAAGUGUUAUAAAAUAAAAUACAUUCUGAAAGAACUUGAGCUGAAACAAAAUAUAUUUAAAAUACAUCUUGAAAUAGCUUAAGAUGAAACAUUUUUUUUAAUAAAAUACAUCCUGAAAUAACUUCAGAUAAAACUAUAUAUCUUAUUUAAAAUACAUCCUGAAAUAACUUACGACAAAACAAAAAUAUUACAUUUAAAAUACAGCUUGAAAUAAUUUAAGAUUAAGCUAAUUUUGUUAAAUAAACACAUGAUGUGUUUAUAUUAGCCUACUAUCAAAAUGACUUGAAAAAUCUUAUAUAAAUGUUAUGAAAAACAUCCUGAAAUAACUUUAGAUAAAACAAAAUAUAUUUAAAAUACAUCCUGAAAUAACUUUCAAUAAAACUAAAUAUUAUAUUUAAAAUACAACCUGAAAUAACUUUUGAUAAAACAAAAUAUAUUUAAAAUACGUCCUGAAAUAACUUUCGAUAAAACUAAAUAUUAUAUUUAAAAUACAUUCUGAAUUUUUUUUAAAUAAAACUAAAUAUCAGAUUUAAAAUACAUUCUGAAAUAAGUUUUCGAUAAAACUAAAUAUUAUAUUUAAAAUACAUCUUGAAAUAUCUUUUAAUAAAACUAAAUACAUUCUGAAAGAACUUGAGAUAAAAAAAAAAUCUUAUAUUUUAAAUGUAUCUUGAAGUAAUUUAAGAUGAGACAAAUUUUUUUAAAUAAAAUACUUCCGGAAAUAACUUUUGAUAAAAUUAUAUAUUAUAUUUAAAAUACAUCCUAAAAUAACUUUUGAUAAAUUAAAUAUCAUAUUUAAAAUACAUUCUGAAAGAACUUUCGAUAAAACUAAAUAUUAUAUUUAAAAUACAGCCUUAAAUAACUUUUGGUAAAACUAAACAUUACAUUUAAAAUACAUUCUGAAAGAAAUUGAGAUAAAACUAAAUAUUACAUUUGAAAUACAUCUUGAAAUAAUUUAAGAUUAAACUAUUUUUUUAAAUAAACUACAUUCUGAAAUAACUUUGAUAAAACUAAACAUAUUUAGAAUAUAUAAUGAAAUAACUUUCGCUAAAACUAUUUAUUAUAUUUAAAAUACAGCCUGAAAUAACUUUCAAUAAAACUAAAUAUUACAUUUAAAAUACAUUCUGAAAAAACUUGAGAUAAAACUAAAUAUUACAUUUAAAAUACAUCUUGAAAUAACUUAAGAUGAAACUAUUUCUUUAAAAUAAAAUACACAUCCUGAAAUAACUUUUAGAUGAAACUAAACAUCAUAUUUAAAAUAAAUCCUGAAACUCUUUCGAUAAAAAAGAUAUAUUAUAUUUAAAAUACAUACUGAAAGAACUUCCAAUAAAACUAAAUAUUGUAUAUAAAAUACAUCCUGAAAGAACUUAUAUAAAACAUAAUAUUAUAUUUAAAAUACAGUCCAAAACUACUUGAGAUGAAACAAAUUAUUAUUUUUUAAAUACACCCUGAGAGAACUUUAAAAAUAAAUAUAUGUAAAAUACAUCCUGAAAGAACUUUACAUAAAAAUGUUACCUUUUUUGUUUUUUUUGCAAAUAAAUGACAUGCUUUCAAGUAAAACGUUUAAAAAUUGUCCUGGACGACAUUCCAACAAUAAUAUUGCAUUUUGGCUCUUUUGUUAAGCGUAUAUGCAACCCUGUGAUUAAUCAUGAUUAAUCCAAAUGACAAAAUGUGAUUAAAAAAAUAUUUUGACAUCUAUGGUGAGAAUUUUUUUUAAAAUCAAAAUAAAUUGCGUGAUCAAUCUUAAACUACAUAAUUAUUGCAAUAUUUUUGGUCAUUAAUCACAUGAGUUGUUAUUUUCAAAAGCUCUAAUUUAAAUAUUUGCAAUAGAAAGUGGGGGAAGCAGGUGUGAAACAUUCGACCUGCACUCAACUGGCUGUCAGCCCAGUUUGAUGACGUUGGUCGCCAUGGUAACAGUCAUUCGACACCAUUAAAACGUGAUGCAGUACCGUUAUUCACCACUAUUACACGGGGGGUCCAAACUUUUGCAACUGAGGACCGCACACAGAAAAAUUAAACCAUUCGGGGUUCUUUUUUUUUUUUAAUAAAUACAAUAUAUUGAUUUUUUGUACCCCUUUUUUGUGCUCCCCCCAAAUCCCAGGCACCCUAAAGACUGUAAUAAAAAAUUUAAAAAAUAA